Molecule: messenger RNA, 786 nt
Organism: Salvia hispanica
Lineage: Eukaryota; Viridiplantae; Streptophyta; Magnoliopsida; Lamiales; Lamiaceae
Cellular component (GO): plasma membrane
Molecular function (GO): protein binding
Source: RefSeq, a predicted model, not a curated record
AUGCAUGGACAAACAUCCAUUGUUGAACAAGUGUUGAAGAUUAAUCCGCAGCUAGCACGCAUUUCAGACUCUCAAGAAUCAUCGCCUCUCCACCUCGCAGCAACAGGAGGGCACAUCGAGAUUGCCUCAACAUUGCUGUCGGUAGCCCCGGAGAUGUGCUGGUGGCGCGACAAACAAGGCAUGAAUCCAAUUCAUGUCGCAGCCAUGAAUGGGCAUGUGGAGAUUCUAGAAAUUCUCCUUCUAGAGAGUUCUAUGCCUGCGAUGGAGAGACUGCAUCGUGGACAGACUGUGCUGCAUUUGUGUGUGAAACAUGCUCAGCUUAGGGCGUUGAAGGUUUUGGUGGAGAAGUUGGGAGAGCUUGUGUGUGUAAAGGAUGAUGAUGGUGAUACAUUAUUGCAUUUGGCUGCAAGGUGCGGUAAACUUGAGACUAUAGAAUACUUGGUGGAAAAGAAAGCCCUAAAGCUUCGAACAACAAACGCCAUGGGCAAAACUGCCCUCCAAAUCUUGAUCGAAAGUCCUCCAACCACCGUCAACUACUUAAAGAUGAAAAGGCUCUUAACAGAUGUUUCACUUUUCAUAGUGAUCCCCGAGAUGAGAAGCACCAUAAUGGUGGUGGCAGUCCUGAUCGCCACAAUGGCCUUCCAGUCGGCCAUCAAUCCCCCGGGCGGAGUAUGGAGUGAAGAUGACGACAAGUCCUCUCACAAAGCCGGCGAGGCUGUGAUGGAGUCCACCCAUCCCGAUGCAUACCUGAACAUUAUGUUUGCCAACUUGAUGGCCUUCAUAUGA